UUACAGCCCUGGAACUCCACACGGUCGAACGCCGAGCAGUCUCCAAGGAAGUGCGGAGAAGCGCACCACUAGGCAGACAGAAAAACGACCCCUUGAGCCGGCUGAAAGUAACGAAAACUCGCCCGCCUCUUCAAAGAGUCUUCGUCUUGACCAGGAUAUUGUCCCGUUGAACGGGUUCAGCUCAUCGUCGGCAAUGACCCCGGUGCGAAGCAAUGAAAGUUUCUCCCUUGCAUCGGGCUCUUCAGCAGAAUCUCUUAAACCGCGAAGCCCUCGCAUCAAAGCUCAGUUGAAACGACAGUACUCGGAUGACGUGGUGAAGCUGAAGGCGUUGAUGGACAAGAUGGACGAUAUCGAUAAGAUCAAGCAGCUGGCUGCGGACGCUCUUCAGGAGGACAUCAAUCGCUGGCAGCAGAAGCUACGUAGCCUAGUCAAGGAGUACACUUCCCGUCUCAGUGAGGUGAAGCAAAAGCAAUGGUGUAAAAGUUGUGAACACGAAUCCAUACUGCACUGCUGCUGGAAUACGUCCUACUGUUCACGGGAGUGCCAGGAGAAGGACUGGCCAACGCACAAAAAGUUGCACAAAUUUUCCACCAAACACCAGCACUAGAAACGAUCUGCUCUACAACUUACCAGUAAGUUAAUCGCUUUCCUUAUGUCGAUCUCUUAUUAUCGUCGCUGUCGAACCGUACAUUUUCAAUGUGGUAUUACUACCUGUAAGCAGUAUCUCCGUUCCUGAGUUUUUGUUUUGUAUUUAGUUUAUAUAUUACUGCGAUAUCAUGAAUUUUGGGCAGUAACACGAGAACAAAGACACACAUGAAUUGCACAUGUAUCGUUUUUGUUGAAAGUCAUUUGUUGAAUUUAAUAAACAUACAUAAAUAAUA
This is a messenger RNA of Aedes albopictus (Asian tiger mosquito), 881 nucleotides long. RefSeq names its product zinc finger MYND domain-containing protein 11. Gene Ontology annotation, biological process: regulation of transcription elongation by RNA polymerase II; regulation of signal transduction. Gene Ontology annotation, cellular component: nucleus. NCBI's taxonomy places the organism in Eukaryota, Metazoa, Arthropoda, Insecta, Diptera, Culicidae. The record is from RefSeq and is a predicted model, not a curated record. Gene Ontology annotation, molecular function: transcription corepressor activity.